UCUAGGUCUCAGGGACUCCGGAACGGAAGAGGUCGCGGCGGCGAGCGUCACGUGGCCUGGAGGUCACGUGGCCGGGGCGGCUCGCUCUCCGCGGGGUCGGCACUUCUUUGCGCCUGCGCGACGGCGGGCGCUGGGAGGGCGCGCUUGUGGGCGUGGUCUUGGCUCAGGUUGUGGGCGGCUGUGCUGCGCCUCGGCUGCGGGCACUGCGCUUCCAUCUUCUCUCCCGGCGAAGAGCUUGGAAUGUGGUGAUGCCAAUCAGACUUCUCAGAGUGCUGGCCGGAUCUCACUGUAUUUUAUCUACUGCACAUCUGUACCAAAGACUUGUUCAUCUAACAUUAAAACCGCUUAACGAAUUUGAAAAUACAGCAUGCAGCACUCUGACAAUAAAUCAAAACUUGGAUUUGUUCUUUCCAGCAGCCGGUGGUUUGUAUAAAUCUCAGAUCCUGCAAAUGAACCAGAAAAUAUCAAGUACACGUAUAUUGUCUCCAUUAAAUGUCCUGCAUUGCCGAGAUGAAAAAGCACACCUCCCAACUAUGAAGUCUUUUGGUAUGCACAGGAAAGUGACUCACAAACCAAAUCUGUUGGGCUCCAAGUGGUUUAUAAAAAUACUAAAAAAGCAUUACUCAUCUAUACCAGCUGAAACUCUGGUUCCAAAACAUGACUUUCCACAAAUCAAGAGACCACUGAAACCAUCCAGGACCAAGCAGCCAUCCAGGACCAACCUUCCGGUUCUGUCUGUUGAUGAGGUAAAAGACCUGAUGCACUGCACAGCGUUUGCAACGGCAGACGAGUAUCACCUUGGAACGCUCUCUCAAGAUUUGGCCAACCAUGGUUAUAUCGAAGUAACAGGUUUGCCUCGAGAUGCAGCAAAUAUUUUGGUGAUGGGUGUAGAAAAUUCUGCAAAAGAAGGUGAUCCUGGAACAAUAUUCUUUUUCAGGGAAGGAGCUGCUGUAUUUUGGAAUGUGAAAGACAAAACUAUGAAGCAUGUGAUGCAAGUUCUAGAGAAACACGAAAUCCAGCCCUAUGAAAUCGCGUUGGUACACUGGGAAAAUGAAGAGCUUAACUACAUAAAAACAGAAGGGCAGUCAAAACUUCACAGAGGGGAAAUCAAGUUAAAUUCAGAGCUAGAUUUAGAUGACGCCAUUCUAGAGAAAUUUGCUUUCUCAAAUGCUCUUUGCCUUUCAGUGAAACUAGCUAUUUGGGAAGCAUCGUUGGAUAAAUUUAUUGAAUCUAUUCAGUCUAUUCCAGAGGCUUUAAAAGCUGGGAAGAAAGUGAAACUAUCUCAUGAAGAAGUUAUGCAGAAAAUGGGUGAACUCUUUGCCCUAAGACACCGUAUAAACUUGAGUUCGGACUUCUUGAUCACCCCUGAUUUCUACUGGGACAGAGAAAACCUGGAAGAACUUUAUGAUAAAAUGUGUCAGUUCCUUAGCAUUGCUCGGAGAGUUAAGGUCAUGAACGAGAAGCUUCAGCACUGCAUGGAGCUGACAGACCUAAUGCGAAACCAUCUGAAUGAGAAGCGGGCGCUGCGCCUCGAGUGGAUGAUUGUAGUCCUCAUCACCAUAGAGGUCAUGUUUGAGAUGGGGCGAGUCUUUUUCUGAUCAAGUGAUGAUACUCAAAGGAAAGUGCCACUGCAAGCCUACAGCAAAGAGUUCUUCAUGAGUAGCAGUCUCCCUCUGAAGGACCAUACAAUGUCCCUCACUUUCCAAGGACCACUUGGGCAUGGAACAUUCAAGACCCUCUUUUUCCACAUCAGCACUUGCACAGAGUUAUCAAGCCUGUCUUUCCCUUCCCACCCCCUUCUCACACGUUGCAAAAGAAAGGCAGCUCACCAGUCCUGAAUCUUAUUUUGGUCCACCACCCCAAUGUUUCAAAACCUUCGGGAAGCCAAACACAAGAACAAGUUGAAAUACUCAACAGUGAAGCCUCCUUUAAUCGAGAUCAACCUCCUGUCCUCUGUCCAUUAAGAGGUGCAGUUCCAAUAAA
Choloepus didactylus (southern two-toed sloth) is the source of this 1983-nucleotide messenger RNA. RefSeq names its product required for meiotic nuclear division 1 homolog (gene RMND1). The transcript has 13 exons. Bases 249 to 1598 code for a protein of 449 amino acids. NCBI's taxonomy places the organism in Eukaryota, Metazoa, Chordata, Mammalia, Pilosa, Megalonychidae. The record is from RefSeq and is a predicted model, not a curated record. Gene Ontology annotation, biological process: positive regulation of mitochondrial translation.